AUGGAAGAGCGAUGCACAACUCUGAGCUCGUAUAAUCUCAAAUCUGCUCAGUAUACGGCGGGCUAUAAGGCAAUUCUUGAUCGUCAACAAUAUCUUAAAGAGGAUCAAAGGGAGCUAAAGAUCCUGAUUCGAGCCAUGCGAGCCUUGCGCAACCUACAAAGCGUUAGUAUAUACACUGACUCUUGUGGCAUCGGGUCAAAAGAGGCUGCUCGCGCCAUAGGAUCCCUCUAUCAAAAAAGGCUAUGCGUGAACGAUCGGGAACCAGUCGCAAUCUUAAUCGAAGCGCUCCAAAAGUCGGGCGUAAAACUUCGCGAAAUUUGGUUAGGCAGAGAAGCCAGCCUUGCUGGAUGGGAUAGCGUACAAGAAAAAGAAGCGAACCCGUUUUUGACUGAAUCGCUCUCAGCCAUCUUUUCUACCCUGAACUCGGGUCCUGGUCGUGAGGUUCUCAAAUCCGUGAAGAAGAUUCAUAUCCAAUGUGUCUAUAGCUUUCUUGAUCUCGAUGCAGGGAAUCAAGACAGCGUGGCCACUCGCUGCGAGCAAUCAUUGUCUCAUCUCUUAGACGCAGUACCCCAUCUUGAAGAAAUAGAUCUAUAUGGAGAUGUCAUGGAUGCUGGGCAGCAUUCCGGCACAAGGAUUGACAGGGUAUUACCCUCCUUCUUUUUAAAUCACGAGGCAUUAUGGUACGUCAGGCUACACUGCAUGGACGCGAGGAAGCAGGACAUUCUCGCACUAUUGACUAAUUGUCGCAAAACUCUGGGUAAUAUAUAUUUCGAAUCUGUAUACUUGGAAGACAUGGGCCAGUGGGAAGGAACAUUAGACGAAGCACGAAACCUCGCAUUCCUCCGACUGCAAUAUGUGGAGCUUCUCGAUUGCCUUGAGCAGAAGGAAGAUAUUCUUGCCCAUGGAUUCAUCUUGAAACACUCUGAUAUCAACCCUGUGAAAGCCUACAUGGACCAACAUGCGCAUCAAUUCACAACCUGA
Molecule: messenger RNA, 981 nt
Organism: Bacidia gigantensis
Lineage: Eukaryota; Fungi; Ascomycota; Lecanoromycetes; Lecanorales; Ramalinaceae
Exons: 1
Coding region: 1-981 (326 amino acids)
Source: RefSeq, a predicted model, not a curated record